Molecule: messenger RNA, 10956 nt
Organism: Nerophis lumbriciformis (worm pipefish)
Lineage: Eukaryota; Metazoa; Chordata; Actinopteri; Syngnathiformes; Syngnathidae
Source: RefSeq, a predicted model, not a curated record
AUGAGCCGGAAAGCCUCCAGGUCUCGGCUCAGCGGUGCCCACAAACUGCAGCCACACCGGAAUGACUGGCAGCCCAGAGUUGAUAGUGUGUCAUUCAUCGAAGACGGAGUGAGGUCCAGAGAGCUCGGUUCAGCAGCACAUUCUGACACUUUGCCCUCCAGCUUGGCUGAGCAGCCAGUGGUGCCUAGCAAUGCCUAUGCUGCUACAGAUGCCCUCCAGGAAGAGGGUGGAUAUGAAGCUGAUCAAGGUGUCUGUGAUACUACUUUUGGUUGGAAGUCGCUGGGGCAAGAGUUGAGGCCAAAUGACGUGACAGCGGAUUUAAACUCUUUUCAGCAUGGAAACCGUGCUUUAGCUUCAAAGGACAUGAGAAAAUCGCAGGACAGAGGGAUGGCUCACUCAGAUGAGUCUCGGUUGGCCAACCUCCUGCGCAGAGUCUCAAGGGAAGAUGACCGUGAUCGGCGGUUGACCACCCUCAAGCAGUUGAAGGAAUUUAUCAGUCACAGCGAGAACAAAGUGAACUUGGUCAAACAGUUGGACACCAUCCUCAGCACUUUGAAUGAUAUUUUGAAUGAGAGUAGUAAGCUGCUUUGGGAGUUGCGUCAGGAUGCGGCAGCCUGCUUGGGUCUUCUCUGCACUGUGCUCAGCUACGAAGCGGAGCGCAUCUUCAAGUGGCUUUUCCUCAAGUUCGCUUCCUGCAGUCGUGACGAGGUGAAGCUGUUGUACCUUUUAGCAACACAGCGCGCUUUGGAGGCCGCCGGGGAACGAAAGACCUUUACUCAAGUCAUGCAGCAGGUGAUGAGCAAUCUGCAGUCCAUCUUGGAGAAUGUGGACACUCCGGAACUGCUUUGCCAAAGUGUCAAGUGUAUUCUACAAGUGGCCCGUUGCUACCCACAUGUCUUCAGCACCAAUUUCAGGGACACCGUGGAUAUCUUGGUUGGCUGGCACAUUGACCACACUCAGAAGCACUCACUCACUCAGCAGGUUUCAGCCUGGCUACAGAGUCUGGAGCAGUUUUGGGUGGCAGAUUUGACUUUUUCCACCACACUUCUGGGACAGUUCUUGGAGGACAUGGAAGCAUAUGCGGAGGAUCUGAGCCACGUCGUGUCAGGAGAGGUGGUGGAUGAAGACAUCCCACCUCCUGCAGUGUCUCUUCCAAAGCUGGCAGCUCUUUUGAGGGUGUUUAGUACAGUAGUUCGCAGCAUUGGAGAGCUUUUCAGCCCCAUUAGAGGACCACCCAUCACUGAGGUCUAUGUCACUGAUAUUCUUAACCGUGUUCUGGCAUGCGUGACCACUGCCAAGCAGGUCCAGUUCUCUGAGGCAGUCCUUACUGCGGGAAAUGAGUGUGUGGGUGUGUUGCUGGCCAGCAUGGAACCCUGUGGGCAACUAAUGGAGACAGUCUUGGCCUAUGGCUUGGACCAGUUGGACUGCUGUCAAAUUUGUGGUUCAGACUACAACUUGGCAGUACUCAGCCUUCUUACUCUGAUUGUGGAACAGAUCAACACAAAGCUGCCUGCUUCGUUUGUGGAGAAAUUGUUGGCCCCUGACUCACAGUUGCUGGAGUUGCGUUUCCAUCGAGAAAAAGAGGUGGUGUCAGGUGUACAUGGGGUGUACCAGGCACUUCUGAGUCUGAAAAAUAUUCCAACCCUGGAGGCCGCAUAUAAAUUGGUUUUAGGAGAGAUGGCUUGUGCCCUGUCCAAUAUUCUUGCGAUCCUGGAUCUGACGAGUGGGCCCCUGCCACCCGAUAGCCCUUGCUUCAGCAUCCAGCACGCUGCUUUCGCUUCGGUCACCCUUAACCCAGAGAAGGCACAGUUCAUCCUCAUCUUCAAUCUCAGCACUCUCACGACCAUCGGGAACACCAAGAAUUCACUAAUCGGGAUGUGGGCUUUGUCUCCCACGGUCUUUGCCUUGCUCAGUCACACACUUAUGCUGGUGCACUCUGAGUUAGCAGUCUUCUACCCUGCCAUCCAGUACGCUGUGCUUUACACACUCUAUUCCCACUGCACAAGACACGAUCAUUUCAUCUCAUCCAGUUUAUCGUCAUCUUCCCCAUCGCUGUUUGAUGGCGCGGUCAUCAGCACUGUCACGACAGCCACAAAGAAACAUUUCAGCACUCUGCUCAACCUUCUGGGAGGUCUGCUAGUGAAGGAACAUCUCUACCCUGAAGCCAGGAGGCUGCUGCUGACAUGGGCCCAAGAAAUCUCACUGCUGAUGAAAAAGUCAGACACCUACAGCCCGCUCUUCUCCUUGCCCUCUUUCAACAAGUUAUGCCGUGGCCUCCUGUCCAACGCCCUGAAUGAAGAUCAGAGUGUCUGCCUUCAGACCUGCAACAGCUUACUUAUCCUCUCCUCAUCUUUAUCUACGGAGCUUUUGCAGAGGUGUUUGGAUGUGUGCAGAGUCCAACUUGUCCACUCAGCUGUGAGGGUGAGGCAUGCCUAUGGCAAAUUGCUAAGGACAAUCCCCUUGGAUGUUUCUUUAAGUAACCACAGUCGCCCAGAAAUGACUCGGAUCUCAUUAGCCAUUCGCCACCAUAUGAGCCGAGCAGCGGGCAGUACCUUCCAUCCCCAGGACUUCAGUGAUCUCAUCAGCUUCAUCUUGUAUGGAGUGCUGCACCGCGGAGGGAAGGAUCAAUGGCUGGAGCGACUUUAUUACAGCUGCCAGCGCCUUGAGAAAAGGGAUGGUCGAGCUGGUGCUGAUGGAAUACGUCCUGGUGUUGUGCCCAGAGCCCUGUUAAAAACUGAAGUGGUGCUGUGGCAGUGGGCAGUGUGGGAAGCAGCACAGUUCACUGUACUGUCAAAACUCCGAACUCCACUCGGCCGAGCUCAAGACACCUUCCAGACUAUUGAAGGUAUGAUCCGGAGCUUGGCUGCCCACAGCCUAAACCCAGAACAAGAUGUUGGAGUAUGGGCUGGUGCCGGGAGUGACGGAGAUGGUCACCAUUCCAAUCAGCUACGCAUCACCCUACUGCUUCAGUAUCUUGAGAACCUGGAGAAACUCAUGUAUAAUGCUUAUGAGGGCUGUGCUAAUGCUCUCACAGCCCCACCUAAGGGUAUCAGGACAUUCUUCUACACUAAUCGACAGACAUGCCAAGACUGGCUCACAAGGAUCCGCCUCUCACUCAUGAGGGUUGGUCUCCUCUCUGGCCAGCCAGCAGUGACCAUUCGUCACGGCUUUGACCUUCUUGCUGAGAUUAAGAACAACAGCACCCAGGGUCCAGAAUUAGAGGUUCCUCUAACAUUAUUGGCAGAAGCUCUUUGUGAGCUACGUUGUCCUGAUGCCAUCCAAGGACUUGCUGCGUGGAGCCUCUCUAACACCGGCAAGAGUCUCAGCUGGUUGUCCUCAGUGGCUUUACAAGCAGAGGGCCGGUUUGAGAAAGCAGCUCUAGACUAUCAAGAUCAGCUCUCUGCAGUUUCAGGGAUGGACUGUAGUAUCAAAAGCUCUGACUGUUACCUACUCAAACUCUCCAGUAAUACCAACAGCCCCAAACAUACAAGCAAUGGUGAUAGCAGGAAAACUGUGCUGCUGAAGUCAAAUGAGUGCUCUCCUGAGGUGGUCAAUCUCCUGGCCAACAAAGCAUGUCAGUGCUAUGUGGCACUUUGUGAUUGGUCUUCAGUCAAGGAAUGGCAGGCCACUGUUCAUAACUUGAAACAAAACUCCACCAGUCUAGUUGGCAUCAACCUAAGGGCUGAUUUCAACUACAUUCAGGCCUUAAGCCGCUUUGAGGACGGAGAUUUGAAUGAAUGUGGUGCUCAACUGGAACUUCUGCCUGGGGAAGACUUCAGUUUGCUCUCCAGUAGCAAGAUGGAUCUAAAGAGGUUUCUGCCAUCAUUGAGUCCUGAUCCUACAGAACUUCAGAGAGCUGUUGAGGUACAGCUCCUCCGUACCGCUGUUAGUGCCCUAGCAAAAAACAGUCAGCCACCAGAGCAAAGGGCCACUGCCAAUCAAGAUACAUUAGUGCGCUCCCUGAAACAAACUGGAAGGAUCUGCCUGGCUCCUUUACGCCUGUCAACAUUGACCCUCUCCGAUGGCUUGCCCACCCUUCCUACUUUGCAGCUUCACUGCACUGUCACUCUCGAGAACACGCUUUCAGGACAAGAGGACUCUGUGAUUCCUUUAAACAGUGAGGCACUAAGCUCAUGUAAACAACAAGAUGUCCAACCUUUCAUGCAAGCCCUCAGAUACACCUUGUUUCAGAGACAACUCCUCAACAAACUCAGAGGUUCUUCUCCUACUACAGAUGCCCACCUCAUGGAGCUUUGUUUGACAACUGUAAAAUUUGCUCGAAAGAAAGGAAACAUUGCCCUGGCGUCCCGCUUGCUCAGCCAGUGUUGCGAUGGAACCCAAGACGAGGAGCAAGAUGACCAAUUGAUAAAGUCCUUCCGGCGCCUCACUGUGGAGGGCACGCUGGGAGAGAAGUGGGGGCCAGAGCUACAGAUAGAAAAAGCCAAAGUAGUGAGAACUUCAGGCCAGUCCAUGACAGCCAUGGAAAUGCUGAGCAGGGCGGCUCUGUCAUAUUGCUAUGUGGGAAAGAAUGAAGGCGCUGCCUGUCGGUCACUGCUCACACUCUGCAAAUGGCUGUUAGCUGACUGGAAGGACAUGAUACCCCAGCUUAAACAAGUUGUAAAGCUGGCAGGAGCAGCAAAUUCAUCCAAUGCUUUGAGCAGCAUGUCACCUUUGUGUCAGAACAUUUCUUCUCUGCUGGAGCUUCCUCUUGUGGAACAAAGCAUUCCCCAUAUCACCACUGAAACAUCAGUGAGUGUUGGUGUUGGGGAGCCAGACUUUGUUCUUGGCCAACUGUACCAGCUUUCCACCAGCCUCGCUCCUGAGGUAGCAAAAUCCUGGGCAGCAUUGGCUAGCUGGGCAUACCGCUGGGGUAGGAAGGUUGUUGAUAAUGCCAGCCAAGGUGAGGGGUUGCCUCUUCUAUCCGGAGAAAAGAAGGAUAUUGAGGAGCUUUUACCUCCUUCUACAAGUGAAGAAGACAAAGAAACCAUUUUUAGCAUUCUCGGUCAAGCCAUGUGUCGACCAACUGGCAUACAGGAUGAAGAUAUGGCGCUCCAGCAGGAAGAUGAUGAGGAUGACAUGGUGGAUUUAAUAUGGCGACAGCUGAUCGCUUCAUGCCCCUGGUUGGCAGAGGCUGGCCAACCAGUUGCAGAUGGGCUUAUUCGUGUUUGGAGACGUGUGGUAGACCGAAUAUUUGGGCUCUACCGAAUAUCUUGCCAAGCAUAUUUUACCUUUUUGAAGCUCAAUGCAGGCCAGGUCCCUAUUGAUGAAGACGACCCCAAACUCCUGCUUUCCUGUCAUAACAGCAAACAAAGUAAUGACGAUGUGAUUGUCAUGGCAACCCUCCGUCUUCUCCGUUUGUUGGUCAAGCAUGCUGGGGAACUGAGGGAGGGGCUUGAGCUAGGUUUAGCCUCAACGCCGACAGCACCCUGGAGAGGUAUCACUCCGCAGCUUUUUUCACGUCUCAAUCAUCCAGAAGCAUACAUACGACAAAGCAUAUGCAGCCUGCUCUGCCGAGUAGCCCAGGACUCCCCGCAUCUCAUCCUAUACCCUGCAAUCGUGGGGUCACUCUCACUUGGAGGAGAAGCUCAAAGUGCCGGGAGCAAACUGCCCUCAGCUCUGCCCACUUUUUUGGGGAGCAUCCAAGGAGAGGGCCUUGGUGAGCAAGAGGAGGAAGAGGAGCAGCCUGAGGGUGGCGACAAAGGCGACAUUUCAGAAGAACUGCCAACAUUCUGCUCCAGUCAAGACCAAGCCAUGAUGCAGGAUUGUUACAGCAAGAUAGUGGAAAAGCUGUCUUUAGCAAACCCUACCAUGGUGCUUCAGGUCCAGCAGUUGGUCGGUGAGCUGCGUAGGGUGACGUUACUCUGGGAUGAAUUGUGGUUGGGCGUGUUGCAGCAGCAACACAUGCAUGUCCUGCGUCGGAUCCAGCAAUUGGAGGAUGAGGUCAAGAGGGUUCAAAACAAUAACACACUCCGCAGGGAUGAGAAGAUAGCAAUAAUGCGUGAGAAGCACUCUGCUUUGAUGCGGCCUGUGGUAUUUGCUCUGGAACAUGUUUGUAGUAUCACAUCGGCCCCAGCAGAGACACCACAUGAGACCUGGUUCCAGCAAACCUAUGGUGAGGCCAUAAAGUCUGCCCUCGAAAGACUGCGAAACCCUCACAAUCCUGCCAACCCUGCCAGCAGCUGGCUGCCAUUCAAACAGAUUAUGUUGAGCCUGCAGCAGCGUGCUCAAAAACGAGCCAGCUAUCUCCUUCACUUGGAUGAGAUCAGUCCACACCUGGCAUCUAUGAAGGCAACAGAGAUGGCUCUGCCUGGAGUGGUGUCUGCAUCAGACACGGUCACCAUUCAGAGCAUUGGCAAAUCCAUUACUAUUCUCCCUACCAAGACUAAGCCAAAGAAGAUCUUCUUCCAGGGCUCUGAUGGACAGACCUACCCAUAUCUUUUCAAAGGUCUCGAGGAUUUACAUUUGGACGAGCGCAUUAUGCAGUUCUUAUCAAUCGUAAACACCAUGUUCACCAAGAUCAACCAACAGGAGCAGCCACGUUUUCAUGCGCGCCAUUAUUCUGUCACACCCCUUGGAACACGAUCAGGACUGAUCCAGUGGGUAGAUGGAGCCACGCCCCUCUUCGGUCUAUAUAAACGCUGGCAGCAGAGGGAGGCUGUAUUGCAAGCUCAGAAGGCUCAAGACUCGUUCCAGCAGCAACCAGUGCCUCUUGUACCGCGCCCUAGUGAGCUCUAUUACAGUCGCAUUGGACCUGCCCUGAAAGCAGUUGGGCUCAGUCUGGAUGUAACGCGGCGAGAUUGGCCCCUCAGUGUCAUGAAGGAGGUGCUUAAAGAAUUAAUGGAGGCUACACCUUCCAAUUUACUGGCUAAGGAGUUGUGGUGUUCAUGUACCACACCUAGUGAAUGGUGGCGGGUUACUCAGUCUUACGCCAGAUCCACUGCUGUCAUGUCAAUGGUGGGAUACAUAAUUGGCCUUGGUGACAGACACCUUGACAAUGUGCUCAUUGACAUGACCACUGGAGAGGUUGUACACAUUGAUUACAAUGUGUGUUUUGAAAAAGGGAAGAGUUUACGAGUCCCAGAGAAGGUACCUUUCAGGAUGACACACAAUAUUGAGAGUGCACUGGGAGUUACAGGAGUGGAAGGCAUCUUCAGGCUUUCCUGUGAACAGGUUAUCCAAAUGAUGCGCCGAGGCAGAGAGACCCUCCUGACCCUGCUGGAAGCCUUUGUUUAUGAUCCCCUGGUGGAUUGGACUGCUGGAGGGGAGGUGGGCUUUGCUGGUGCAGUGUAUGGAGGAGGGGGCCAACAGGCUGACAGCAAACAGAGCAAACGAGAGAUGGAGAGAGAAAUCACACGAUCUCUCUACUCUUCCCGCGUGGCAGAGAUAAAGGUCAACUGGUUUAAGAAUCGUGAUGAAAUGCUGGCUGUACUGCCACAAGUGGAAGAGGCUGUGGAAGAGUACUUGGUCCUCCAGGAUCUUCUCUGUCAGGGAGAAAAACUCCAGGCCAAGCUGCAAGAAGAGUUGACCUUCCUGGAAGGAGCAGAGAACCAUCCAGAGCAUCAAAUUGUCACUCUGGAGCAAAGAUACUCCGAACACACCCAGCUGCAAUCCCGACAGAGGACUGUACAAGAGGCCAUUCAAAGCAAGCUGGCUGACCUGGAUCAGUGGAUUUCCCAGUACCAAGCGGCAUUUUCCAACCUGGAGACCACACAGCUUGCUGCUCUGCUGCAGGACAUUAGUAGCCCCAUAGAUCUAGGCCCUCCUAGCUACGUGCCAGCUACAGCCUUCUUGCAGAAUGCAGGCCAGGCCCAUCUGAUUAGCCAGUGUGAGACCCUAGAGGCAGAGGUGAGCUCUUUGCUCCAGCAGCGCCGUGGAGCCCUUCGGAUUUGCUUGGAACAGCUGCAUAGCUAUGCAACAGUUGCUUUGCUGUACCCACGUACCAACCUUUUGCGCCAUCGAACCCACCAGUGGAAGGCCUGGUUAGAGGAAAUGCUGAGAGUCAUGACAGUAGAGCAAUGCCAACAUAUCUACAGACAAUAUGAGGUGCUGUUUGCCCCUCAGUCCAGUGCAACCUGCCAGUUCAUGUCCAAUUUGGAGUUGGCUCUUCAGCGCCAAGUGGCAGACACCAAUGAGCGUGUGAUGCACCAAGCUGAGCGACUAAAAGCUGAAGGCACAACUGCUGCUGCCUGUGAGGAGCAGCUGAAGGAAAUCGAGCACUGUAUUGGCGUCUUUUUGCGGGAAAAUGGAGAGUCAGGCUCGCUCAGCCUUGCUGGGAUCAUCACCUCAGCCCUUUGCUCACUCUGCAGGCGGAACCUAGUGAUGGAGAGUGCAGCAGCCAGUGCUGGAGAGCAACUGGUAGAUCUCAUGUCCCGGGAUGGAGCAUGGUUCCUAGAGGAACUUUGCAGCAUGAUUGGAAACGUCAGUGCCUUGGCAACGCUGUUGCAGCGCUGCCCUCUCCUGCCGAAUGAUCUGGAACUCCCAUCGCCCUCUGCCACGAUCCAGGCAGUUUACCUGGCCAAUUCUGUGUAUACAUGCUUGCAGGAGCUGAACACCAACUUCCGUCAGAUUAUCUUUCCCGAGGCUUUGCGCUGUAUGGUUAAAGGAGAGCCCACCCUGGAAUCCAUGUUGGCAGAGUUGGAGCAGCUUGUGGAUCAGAGCUCCAAUGGUCUUGGCUUGCAGGGCUUGGUUGACAGUCUAUUGGCCACAACAGGUCUCGAUCAUGAUGGUCACAACCAAUGUCUGGACAUCACAAGAAUGUUGCGUGCCCAGUACUCUGAGCUCAUCCAGCCUCGCUGCAUGGAUGGGACUGGUCGAGACUCACCAAAGAUGUCUGCAGGUCAAAUGCUCUUGGUGGCCUUUGAUGGAAUGUUCACUCAAUUAGAAGCUGCCUUUAGUCAGCUGACCGAAAAGCUGAGUUCCCUGGAAGUGCCAUCAGCGUGGAGGAAAGUGGAUGUCCUCAGAGAGGCACGUGUUGCGCAGCUGCACUUCUUUGACACCCUGGCUCAGCGUGAGCUGAUGGAUGAAGUUUUUUUCCUCAAGAGAUUGCAAACCAUCAGAGAGUUCUUCAGAAUUUGCUCCUGUUUUGCUCAGACACUAUCUGGGCCCCCUGCUGAUGAACUGUUGACUUCAAAUGGACCAGUUGGUUUAGGAAAACCGUUGUUCAGGCAGCCAAACGCUACUGGUUCGAGUGGGGCGAUAAUCAGUGAGGAACAAUUAACACGGCCCAUUAAGGCCUUUACGGCUGAAUUUGUUUGGCAGAUGCUCAUAGGUCUGCCCAGCCAAGCUCUUGGGUUGGCCCUCUGCAGCACCCUGUCUGCUCUUAAUUUGGAUGUCGUUGCCCAGGUUGAGGCAAAAGAUUUCGGGGCAGAGAGCAAGGUGUCUUUGGACGAACUUUGUAAGAAGGCAGCAGAGCAGAGCCUGGCAUCAGGUCGUGUGUCCCAAUUGCUGCUAAACAGAUCCACGGUGCUGGCUGCGUCUUAUGAUACAGCUUGGAAGAAAUUGGACCUUUUGCGAAGGUUGGAUGGAAACCUGGAUGCUGCAAAGGCCAGUUUGCAGAGGAUUCAACUCCAUGUUGCUAUGUUUCAGUGGCAGCAUGAGGACAUUCUGGGUCCAAAUAAUCAGACACUCAGUGUCAACAUUCCCCCUCGUGCCGUCAUCCUCAGCAAUAUGAAGAAGAAGCUGUACAAGCUAAGUCAGGAUGAGGGAGCCAUUGUCGCAAUUCAGGAGAAGCUUUCAUCACUGGAGGCCAGCAUUGAGCAGCGCCUGAAAUGGGCUGGUGGUGCAAACCCAACACUGGCACCAGUCCUUCAGGACUUUGAGAUGACCAUCAGGGAGAGACGUGCUACUGUGGCCAGAGAAAACCAGCGUGCAAGCCAGGUCACCUUCUUGUGUUCCACCAUCCUAAAUUUUGAAGGCCUUCGCACCAGAUCACAGGAGGCUCUCAACAUGGAUGCAGCCUUGUUUGAACUGUUGAAGCGCUGUCAGCAGACCUGUUCAUAUGCUGCCCAGUUUAGUAACACGGUUUCUACACUGGAGCUUGAGCUGUUGCAGAGGCUGAAUCCAGUGCUAGACCUACCAAUAGGCAGUCCUGAAUGGCUGUCGUGUGCCCACAGACAGCUGGAAGAAGAGCUGAGUACAGAGCAGAGGAUGCAGGAGGAGCGGGAGCAGCAGCUGGAAUCUUGUGCUGAAACUCAACAACUGCUUGUUGACUCCAUUAAAACUAUUUUGUCGAGCCACAACCGCCAGUUGGCGGAUGUCAAGCACCUCCUUCGAGCCAUGGCUAAGGAUGAGGAGGCGGCAUUGGCUGAUGGUGAAGAGGUAGCAUAUGAGGGCAGCGUGCGUCAUUUUUUGAUGGAGUACAAGGCAUGGCAGGACAACAUCCAAGUGGUCUUGUUCACCGUUAUUCAAGCCAGUGGGCAGCCACGUAAUCAAGAGCAACUCGAAUUGCUCGAAGAGAUCCCCGCCACUGUGAAGGAGCUCCAUUCCCAGAGUCAGAGUGUGUAUAAUGGCCUGGUGGGCUUCGCCUCCCCACUGGUGACGGACAGAGAAAAUGAAUGUGCCAGUCCUGUGUCAGCAGCACAGACAAGCUUUGCAGCAGCUGUUCGAUGCAGUGGAUUGAAGACACAGCCAGAAUCCAUGUCCCAGAAUGCACGGAAGGCCCUGCCACGUAACCUGGGAACCCCCACCGACACCCCACCCAGCACACUGAUGAACAGCAAAGGCCUUAACCCCAGCCCCAAGAGGGCUGUGCGUGACCCCAAAACAGGAAAAGCUGUCCAAGAAAGGAACUCGUAUGCUGUUAGUGUGUGGAAGAGAGUGAAAGCCAAACUGGAGGGCAGAGACAUCGAUCCAAACCGGAGGAUGAGUGUCACUGAGCAGGUGGACUUUGUCAUCAAGGACGCCACAAACAUGGACAACCUAGCCCAGCUAUACGAGGGCUGGACCGCCUGGGUGUGA